AUGAAGAACCACGUCCAACCCAAGACCCUUCAGGCUGAUUCCUCGGCAACGACAAGCUCCGCACCCAGCGAGGUUGCAGAAUCCAACUUUGACCACCUCCCACCGUCCACCGGCCAUCAGUACGGCUCCGUAGAACCACACGUAUUCACGAGCCCUGCCCGCGCCGAAUACUGGAGGAGUAUCUACGAGAAUGCAAAGUACGAGUGCAGACACCGGUUCGAUCCAUCGUUCCAGUGGUCUCCUCAGGGUGAAGUUAUCGUCAAAAGGAAACUCGAUUGGCGCAUCAUGCUAUGGGUCUGGGUCAUGUUUUCUUCGCUCGACCUUGUCCGUAGGAAUAUCAACCGCGCCGUGUCGGAUUCCCUGCUUGCAGACCUCAAGGUCAAUACCAAUGACUACAACACCGGCCAGACCAUCUAUCUAGUGUGCUUUCUUGCGGCCGAACUUCCAGGCGGGUUGAUCAGCAAGAGAGUCGGUCCGUUUCGGUAUACGCCCACGGUCAUUAUUCUGUGGGGAGGUCUUUGCAUGGUUCAGGCGGCGAUGCGUGCUCGUUGGAGUUUUUGGCUGCUGCGAGGAUUGCUGGGCUUUGCGCAGGGUGGCUUCAUUCCUGAGAUGGUCCUUUACCUCUCGUACUUUUACAAGAGCAACGAACUGCCGUUUCGUCUUAGCCUCUUCUACACCGUUAUCCCGUUGACGCAGAUUUACGGCAGUCUUUUGGCAGGCGGUCUACUGGAGAUGCGCCGUCUUCAGGGGCUGGCUGGCUGGCGGUGGUUGUUUCUUGUUGAGGGGCUCAUCUGCGUCGUCAUCGGCUUCAUCUCUUACUUUGUCAUGGCGCCCUCAAUCACCGAGCCUGCUUUUGCGUUUAAGCGGCCUGAUGGCACCAACAAGUGGUGGACUGAAGAGGAAGAAAAGAUUCUGGUCAAUCGUCUUUUGCGCGAUGACCCAACAAAGGGCGACAUGAAUAACAGAACUGCAGUGUCAGCCAGAGGCAUGUGGGAGGCUCUCACUACGUAUGAUCUGUGGCCACUCUUCAUUCUGGGGAUUUUCGUCUGGAUCCCCUUCCAGCCCACUGCGAAUUAUCUUUCCUUGACACUGCGUAAUCUUGGAUACACAGUGUUUCAGUCAAACCUGCUCGCCAUCCCUGGAUAUGCCCUGUUUGCAAUCAAUACCGUCGUACUGGGUUGGUUGUCGGAGAGAUUCAACGAGCGACUUGUAAUCGCGGCCGGAAGCAACAUUUGGGUGCUCCCCUUCUUCAUCGGCCUCAUCUGCAUCAAGCCAGAUGCCAACCCGUGGGUUCGCUACACCCUUCUUACCGGAAUCAAUGGCAUCCCAUACACCCACUCCAUUAUCGUCGGCUUGGUGAGCCGCAAUGCAAAGGCAGUUGGUCGUCGGGCAGUUGCUGCUGCUGUGUACAACAUGACGUAUCAAAUUGGAAGUAUCGCAGCAGUGAAUAUUUAUCGUGACGAGGACAAGCCGUACUACUACAAAGCCAAUAAGGGUCUCGUGGGAUUGUGUGUCUUUAAUAUCCUGCUGUUUGUCCUGGCGAAGCUGUACUACGUGUGGCGGAACCGCGUGAUUGAGAGGCAGCAUGCUGAAACGCCCGCAAGCGAAAAGUCUCGGAUGGCUGAUGCGCGAUUUGCUCACUAA
Messenger RNA from Metarhizium brunneum ARSEF 3297, 1644 nucleotides. RefSeq lists its product as uncharacterized. The record is from RefSeq and is a predicted model, not a curated record. Gene Ontology annotation, cellular component: membrane. Gene Ontology annotation, molecular function: sulfate transmembrane transporter activity. Lineage: Eukaryota; Fungi; Ascomycota; Sordariomycetes; Hypocreales; Clavicipitaceae. Gene Ontology annotation, biological process: transmembrane transport.